This is a messenger RNA of Synchiropus splendidus (mandarinfish), 6073 nucleotides long. It is a transcript of the gene layna, whose product is annotated as layilin a. The transcript has 7 exons. NCBI's taxonomy places the organism in Eukaryota, Metazoa, Chordata, Actinopteri, Syngnathiformes, Callionymidae. The record is from RefSeq and is a predicted model, not a curated record. Bases 3807 to 5333 code for a protein of 508 amino acids. Gene Ontology annotation, molecular function: hyaluronic acid binding.
AGAGAUAAAGAAGGUGGGGGGUUUGAAGUACUAAGGCUCAACUGUCUAGGGCCAUGGAGAGUGUGAGAAAGAGGUGAAGAAGCGGGUGCAGGCAGGAUGGAAUCAGUGGAGAAAAGAGUCAGGUGUGAUGUGUGACAAAAGGGUGUCAGCAAGGAUGAAAGGGAAAGUGUCCAAAAGGGUGGUGAGGCCAGCAAUGUUGUAUGGUCUGGAAACAGUGGCACUGAGGAAAAGACAGGAGGCAGAGCUGGAGGUAGCAGAGAUGAAGAUGCUGAGCUUCUCUCUGGGAGUGAGCAGGAUGGAUAGGCUCAGGAAGCAGUAGAUCAGAGGGACAGCAUAUGUGCUCAGAUGUUUAGGCUAGAUGGAGAUGGUUUGGACAUGUACAGAGGAGAGAGAGCCAACACAUUGGUAGGAAGAUGUUGAGGUUGGAACUGCCAGGCAGAAGCUGGAGAGGAAGGCCAAAGAGGAGAUUGAUGGAGGUGGUGAAGGAGGACAUGAGGUUUGUAGGUUUGAGAGAAGAGGAAGCAGAGGACAGGGUGAGAUGGAGGAGGAUGAUCCGCUGUGGCCACCCCUGAAGGGAGCCCAAAGAGUAAGAAGAAGACUUUGCCAGAAAAGUCUGAAUAAACAGAUUGAGAGACAAAGAGGAGUGAAAUGGAAACGCAGAAAAACUUCUACUUAAUAGUGAAAUUCUUUUGAAAGGUACAUUUUUUUAUUCAUAAAUUAAUGCUUAACAUACAGUAUAUCAAUUCUCCACCCAUAAAUGGGUCGCAUAUUUUCUCCCAAUUACAUUAUUUAAAAAAAAAACGGCUCAACUCCAAAGUAAGGUUUGAUGUCGUGAGCAGAAUAUUCUUCCUGCAUCAGAGAAAUAAAACCACUUUCUGGGCCAUUUCACAACUUGGCAAACUCCGUUGAGUCAAAAUAAAUCUGAAGGGAAUGUAAUGAAUCAUGUGACUUUAUUUUAAACGCUCAGUAUAAUUUCCUACCUCCAUCAUUUAUAUUUUCACAUUAGUCGGUAACUCAAUAAUCUUCCGAUGCCCUGAGGCUUCAACCGCUCCGACAUGAACGACGGAGCGAAUGACUACGGCAUUUAAAGAGCUUCAUUAAAAGCCUUUUAUGGAUGCCGAUCCACCCCCCCCCUCUUCCCCCCAGCCUCCGCCGUCGGGUCGGUGACUCAGGGCCCAUUUUCAGCUGCAGCACUACGCAAUGCGGACAGCGGGUCUGGACUGGCGGCCGCUCAGAUCAUCCUAUUUGCGUAAAGUUCUUAUUUCUGGUUCCAUUUAAAAUGCAAAUGACCGGAAUGAGUCUUCAUUGUUGUGUUUUUACCGGCCGCAAACAAGAAGAGCGCCGCUCUGCUAUUGAUGCAUGAGGGUCGGAGGGAGUUUACAGCCGGGAAUCUUGUUAUUUCACUGUGAUGGGUGGACCAUUACACUGUCAGGGUUCCAACUGUACGCUAGCAAACCUCUUGGCUAAUGUGUAUCGGCUAAACGUCCAGGAUUAAGGAACGGAGGUGGCUCCAGGAGGGAUGUUGGGUAUCUGUGAGGACUCGGGGGGGCGUUGGCGUGUGAUGGACUGAUCUCCACUGGGAGCUCAUUUGGCUUCCCUUUAACUGAUUGGGAGGACGGACAGUUGGAGAGCAGGGGUGAAUGGAGAAGCUUAAUGGAAUUAAACCUUCAUCCGAUCUGAAGCGCUGUAAACAGGGCGGGAUUUUAAAACCAUUCCUCAAUUACAGCAGUUUUUAUUGUUACCAGCAUCACCUGCUCACCCCGUCGACCACCCAAGCUAAAAGCCUUGGAUGGAAAUCCAGCCCAAACUAAACGGAUUAGCAGUAGCGGGACAGUGCAGAGCCCCUCCUUCCCUUUCCUCGGCCAGCACACGCAGCAUAUUCCUGAUGGAGCAUCCUGCUGUCUAAACUCUGGCUGAUCUGUCUCCCCGUGAGCCUUAAAUCAACCUUAUGGGCCAUUUUAGAGAUUACUACCAUCAGGAACUGCAUGCAUACACUUUUCCAGCCAUUUGUGCUCAGAAAAGUGUGGGCGCACGGAUCCGGCCGAGGGGACGUGAAAAUUAUAAUUGUGACAGAGGGAGUCUUCGCUGUCAAUAAACUGUCAUCCUCCAGGGGAUGAGUCAUCUCUGUUGUGUCGCAAUUGUUUAAACUUGCUGGGUUUAGCUGACCUGCACGCGUUCUCCUGUACAUUCUCACCAAAUAUUCGUCAGUCAGAGGUUUCUGCUGGAAUUGAAAUCGGGUUUUAAAUCAUUCCAUUCCGCGGCACAUUUCCAGGAUCACGUUCACGUGUUCACAGGUUCUGAAGGCGAAGGCUCCUUCGUCCUCUCUGUCUACAGAUGAUUUUGGGUGAGAAUAUUUCUGAAACGCCUCCAGAUCAAGUCAUCUCUGGCUGACAUAUAUAUAUAUUUUGGGUCCGGAUCAGUUAAGGAAAGUGCAUCCACACCGGUAGGUUGCUCCAGGCCUUUGACUCAACUACACUCUCAACUGUUUCACUGAGUUCACGUAUGAUGGAGAAAACGUAAAAAUGGUGCUUUUGGUUUGACACUUGGGAUUGAUGUUUAUGGGUUCCAAAGCCGCUCCAGGUGUGACCAAAUCUGUGAACCUAUAUUUGAUCCACAUUCACAUACAGGAAACAAAAAAAAAAAAAAGCCUUCUGCUUUUUUUAGUUUUGCUGAGUUUGGGACUGUUUGGAGAGAAAAGUGUAUUAGAGGUGGAGCAUCUCAGACCUCUGGCCCUGUGGUAGAUUGUUGCCUUUGGACUUUAAGUCUUGAUAUUUGAAACCCAACACCGGGAAGAUCUCUGUCGGGUCGUCGGAGGUCGGCAUUUCUACAACAUAUUUCGGAGCCAGCCCAAGACAGGGCCUCGGAAAUUAGACUUAAAAUUCAUUCUCCCAUUCAUCUGUUAAACUUGCAAAAUUUAAAUAUGCAAUUAAAUGACGACAGCAAGGUGCUCAGAAACCAGGAGCUACAUCGUACUAUUUUAAGAUUUUCAGCUCACAGAAUGACAAACAGGACAGGAGUGUCUGGACUCUCUCUUACAAGUCAAGUUGGUCAUCCAGGAGAGACUGAGAGUAGAACAACUGCUUCUCUGUCUAAAGAGGCAAGUUGAAGGCGACUCAGGCUCCAAGAUUCCAAAUAGUUUUAGAACCGUUUUCUUCCAGAAGAGUUGAUAGAGGUUUCUUGGGAGAGGAGAGUCAAGGCAUCUGCUCAGACUUCAUCUUUUAAUUGAAUAUAAGAAAACACUUGACCAUUCACUGCAGCAAAAGGAGUCUUGCGAAGCUAAUAUGAAGCACAUGUUUGCCUGUUUGGUUCUUUAUUUCGUCUCACAUUUCCAUACUCUUCACGUUCCACUGGUGUUGAAACAAUAGAGGACGCUAACUCUGCCGCCUCUCGAACCUGGGCGUGUAAAAUUAUGAAACGUUCUCUCUGAUCAAGUUAGAGCGGAUCAUUUUCAUGUAACACUUUUGUAAUGAUAAUGCCUGAGGCAUGAAGUAAUAAGGAAGGAGUGAGAUCUGCCUCUUGUCAGCGUUUACGAUGAGAAGCACUUGCAUGAUUAGACGUCUUGCAAUCGAUGCAGCCUCUUCUCUCAAUCAUUAAGGCUGCUCUUAACAGAUUACAGCCCCCCUCCUAAACACACCGUCCCCUCUCAUCCUCCGCCUCCUCUUCGUCCACCUCCUCUGCCGGCUCAUCCUCUCUCGCGCUCAUAACCCCGAGCAGCAGCAGAUAUUGCACUUCCCUGAAGUCCCUAAACUCCAGCUGAAGGAUGACAAAGUAAAACAACGGGACUUUUUUUUUUUUUGGCAACUGUGAUGGAUCUGCUUGUCGUCUUGUGUCACCUCUUGCUUUUUCUUUUUGAUGCAUCAGCUGCCACCAGCCUCAUCACAGGUACGAAGACUCACAUUAUAUCAGUCUCAAAAUACUUUAGUGACGUGUGGAUCUCUUUAUUUAUGACUUUAUGUUGGACUCAUGCAGCGGAUAUAUUUGAAGCCAGAGGACAGAGAGUUUGCAAAGCAGGACGAGGCAAGCCGUGUUACAAACUGGCCUAUUUCUCUGAGCUGCGGCGCCGGCUGAACUUUGCUGAGGCAGAACUGGCUUGUCGUCGGGACGGCGGACAGCUCCUCAGCGUGGAGUCGCUCUCGGAGCAAAAGGUCAUAGAGCAGCUCAUCAAGGAGUUGCGACCCACUGAUGGAGACUUCUGGAUCGGGCUGCGACGCAACCACGGCAACGAGGAGAGCAUGGCUGACUGCUCCGCCCAGUACUACUGGCUGGAUGGCAGCAGGUCUACUUUCAGGAACUGGCACUGGGAUGAGCCUUCGUGCGGCUACGAGGUGUGUGUGGUCAUGUACCAUCAGCCCUCCGCGCCCGCCGGAAUGGGUGGCCUCUACAUGUUCCAGUGGAAUGAUGACAACUGCGAAACCAAGAACAACUUCAUAUGCAAAUACACUGCUGAGGAGCCAUCACACGCCUCCCCUUCACCAAACACCACACUGACAGCCGUGCUGCCCUCCUCCAUGCCCUGGAAUCCACAUGGCAAAAGCCCCAACAGAAGCCCAGCUAUGAACCUGGUCUACAUCAUCAUCCCCACCAUCCCUCUGAUUCUGCUGCUCCUCACCGUGACUGGGGUUUGCUGCUUUAAAAUGAUCGCCAGACGGCGAAGGAAGGAGCACAAGUCUGACGUGUCCCAGCCAGAGCCGGGUCUCUGCUCCACCCCGACUCCCACCGACGUCUACAACGUCAUCCGGUCCCAGAAGGACGACGACCUGGUGUCCACGCGGCCUCACACCAAAAACACCUCCUUCCUCUGCUCCUCCCCCGACACCCCUACAGGCGACUACGACAACCUCGGGGGUCGCGACACGGAGAGCGGCUUUGUCACCCUGGCCAGCACCGAGAGCUGCUUCCUGAACUUUGACCUCAACGAUCUCACCUUAGGGCGAAGGGGCGCCCGGGAUUUUUACGACACCAGUUUGGGGCGACCAGCGAAGAGAGACUCAUCUGAGAGCAGACCCGGUCAGUUCUACGACCGCAGCCUCGGCCGCCGCACCACCAAGAGCGAGCACUAUGGAACCGGCACCUUCCCCGACCAUGGGUUGUAUGACGGCGGCGUGAGACGCGGCAGUGACCUCUAUGACCCCAAUUCAAGGCCUGGGUGUCAGACGGUCAAGGCCGACCUCUUUCAGACGUACGUCAGCAACGGCAAGGACAACACGUUUCAGACCAACUUGGGGACUUACGCACAGCGCAAACCGUUCCAGACCAACCUGGACUGCUACAGCAACCUGGACGGAGGGAGAUAUUUCAACGAGCGCGAAUGGAUGAACAGAGAUAACUACUGAUCCAGGAUCUGCCAUGGACUGAGCGCAUGGACAUGCUUGGAGUGGGGUCAACUUCACUCCUUCAGUAAAACCACAAAGGAGAGCUACACCAGGGCAGCAUCAAAAAUUCACAACAGGAUAUUGACUGUCAAUAUAAGUUCAGUCAAGCGAGGUGGAGAGAUGCGGGUAAUUUAUUGACAUCAAAAUGAAUACAAAUAGUAUUUUUAGCCUUUGAAUGAAUGGAUUAAUUCAAGUACGAUUCAUGACGCACGACCUGGGAGAUAAUCUCAUAUUAAAAUGACUCCCUCCACCAUUUCAGCAGGCAACAGUUGAAGCUCAAACAGCAUUUCUAUCAUUGAAAUCUUUGUGAUGAACAAUGAAAAAAUGAAAGAAGGUGCUGUAUUUAGAGACAUAAAAGGUGCAGAGUGUGUUUUCAGCAAAAACCUGAGAACUUGGUUUCACAUCCAAAAGCAUGUUUGUGUCAUCUGUCUGCACGGCCUUGUCAUGCUGUCCUCGAUUGCUAACCGCAGAGACUUGCGACAUAUUUACACGUUUGAAUCUUUCUUUUUUUUCCAACUAAAUGCUGCUUGUUUUCAAACUUGAACUGUUAAUAUCCCAUUUGAAGAAAAUGCCCAAAGCUUGACGUCAAUAUGCCGAGGUGAAAGGUGCAUGACACCGGAGAAAAUAUUGUCAUGUUUAAAUGCCCAUUCUGGAGUUUGUAAGUUUGUUACAUUACCAAAUCUUUAAAUAAAGACAAAGAG